CUUAUGGCUGCUCCAGGAAAGGUAUCAGCUUUCCGUCUGCCUCCCCUGCCAACUGUUGGAGAGAUUAUUAAACUCUUUCGCCUUAAAGCUCAGAAACAACUUUCCCAGAAUUUUCUACUGGAUUUGCGAUUGACAGACAAGAUAGUGAGACACGCUGGCAAUCUGAAAAAUGCCUAUGUUUGUGAAGUGGGCCCUGGGCCAGGAGGGAUUACCAGAUCCAUUCUCAGUGCUGAUGUUGAACAACUCCUUCUAAUUGAAAAAGAUGCUCGAUUUAUUCCAGGAUUACAGUUGUUAUCUGAAGCAGCUCCAGGAAAAGUGCGCAUUGUUCAUGGAGAUAUCCUGACAUACCAGAUGCAGAAGGCUUUUCCAAAGCACUUAAAAAAGAACUGGGAGGAUGAGCCACCAGAUAUACAUAUCAUUGGGAAUCUCCCCUUCAGUGUUUCAACUCCUCUGAUCAUCAAAUGGCUUGAAAAUGUUUCCAAAAAGGAUGGACCUUUUAUUUAUGGCAGGACACAGAUGACAUUGACUUUUCAGAAGGAAGUUGCAGAGAGGCUUACAGCUAAUCAAGGAGGUAAGCAACGUAGCAGACUCUCCAUCAUGUCUCAGCAUCUCUGCACUGUUGAAAACUGUUUCAUGAUUCCAGGUGAAUCUUUUGUUCCAAAGCCAGAGGUGGAUGUGGCUGUGGUGCAUUUCACUCCACUGGUGCAACCAAAGAUAGAGCAGCCAUUUGAACUCGUAGAAAAAGUGGUUCAAAGUGUUUUUCAGUUUAGAAGAAAAUACUGCUUCCGUGGAAUUGAGACCUUGUUUCCUGAAAGUGGACGUUUGAAAAGAACAGAACAGCUGAUGAUGACAGCAAAUGUUGAUCCAACUCUGCGUCCUACUCAGCUCUCCAUGUCGCAAUUUAGAAAUCUGUGCAAUACAUACAGGAAAAUGUGCGACGAAGACCCAAGCCUUUUUGUGUACAAUUAUAGAGAAGAACUAAAGCGAAAGAAAAUGAGAAAAUUACUUACAAGUACUGAAGAGACUGAAGAGGAAAAAGAGCUGUAA
This is a messenger RNA of Nestor notabilis (Kea), 1047 nucleotides long. It is a transcript of the gene TFB1M, whose product is annotated as transcription factor B1, mitochondrial. Lineage: Eukaryota; Metazoa; Chordata; Aves; Psittaciformes; Psittacidae. Bases 4 to 1047 code for a protein of 347 amino acids. The transcript has 7 exons. Gene Ontology annotation, cellular component: mitochondrial matrix. Gene Ontology annotation, molecular function: mitochondrial transcription factor activity; rRNA (adenine-N6,N6-)-dimethyltransferase activity. The record is from RefSeq and is a predicted model, not a curated record. Gene Ontology annotation, biological process: rRNA methylation; transcription initiation at mitochondrial promoter.